AUGCCUUGCUCUGGAGACACCUCUACUAUUUGUGGUGGCCCUGACAGGAUUACCAUCUACAAAUAUCAUGGCAAAGAAUUGCCAGCCGGAGCGACUGUUCUUUCCUCGUACAAGGAUUUCACGAGUCAAGGCUGCUACACCGACUCUGUCCAAGCGCGCAUCAUGAACCAAGUCGCUGCCAACGGCCAAAUGGCAGUGGAAACGUGCAUCGACACCUGCGUUGCAGCUGACUAUGAAGUAGCUGGAGUCGAAUACGGAACGGAGUGCUAUUGCCCUGCGACUUUGCCUGCAGACAGCAACAAGGCAGCUGGAUAA
This is a messenger RNA of Serendipita indica DSM 11827, 315 nucleotides long. The record is from the annotation of a GenBank genome assembly. Lineage: Eukaryota; Fungi; Basidiomycota; Agaricomycetes; Sebacinales; Serendipitaceae.